Messenger RNA from Fusarium fujikuroi IMI 58289, 1707 nucleotides. RefSeq names its product probable maltase. The transcript has a single exon. The record is from RefSeq and is a predicted model, not a curated record. Gene Ontology annotation, biological process: oligosaccharide catabolic process. The coding region runs from base 1 to 1707 and encodes 568 amino acids. Lineage: Eukaryota; Fungi; Ascomycota; Sordariomycetes; Hypocreales; Nectriaceae. Gene Ontology annotation, molecular function: alpha-amylase activity.
AUGGCUAUUUCAAAGCGCGUAUGGUGGAAAGAUGCCGUUGUGUAUCAGAUUUGGCCAUCCAGCUUCAAGGACGGGAAUGGAGAUGGUCUAGGAGACCUGCAAGGCAUAAUCGAGUCACUGGAUCAUAUCCAAAGUCUUGGAGCCGAUGUGAUUUGGAUCUCGCCAGUAUACGAAAGCCCUCAGGUCGACCAGGGUUACGAUGUCUCCAGCUAUGAGCGAAUCCACCCGCCGUACGGCACGAUGGAGGAUAUGACGAACUUGCUCAAAUGCUGUCACGAACGUGGAUUGAGAGUCUUGAUGGACCUUGUGAUCAACCACACCUCCGACCAGCAUGACUGGUUCAAGGAGUCUCGGUCCUCCAAGGGCAGCCCCAAGCGCGAUUGGUACAUCUGGCGUCCAGCAAGAUAUGAAAACGGCCAGCGUAAGCCACCCAACAAUUGGAAGUCUUGCUUCGGCGGCAGUGCAUGGGAAUGGGAUCCUUGCACUGAAGAGUAUUAUCUCCACCUCUUCGCCGUGGGACAACCCGACAUCAAUUGGGCCAAUGUUGCCAUGCGAAAGCAUGUCUACCAGAGUUCCGUCAAAUUCUGGCUUGAUAAAGGCGUCGAUGGCUUUCGAAUCGACACCAUGGGCCUCUUUGGCAAGGACCAGUCGUUUGCAGAUGCCCCUGACUCAGAUCCGUGCGCUCCCUUCAACCACCAACCAGACGCUUUUCAGGUUCUGGGCGAGAUCCAUGAACUGAUUGCUGGUUAUGGUGAUCUGAUGACUGUGGGUGAAUUCGGUGGGCUCGGGGACACCGCGACAGCGCUGCGAUAUGUGAGCGCUUCGGCGAACCGCGUCAACAUGGGAUUUCAGUUCGAGACAGUCUGCCUAGGCUUUGCACUCAGCUCCUUUGAUAUCAAGCCACAUUCAUUGGCGGACUUCAAGCAGUCCGUCAUCAAAUGGCAACAGUACACCGAAGGGACCGACGGGUGGGCAACUAUGUUCCUUGAGAACCAUGAUGUCCCCCGCUCCAUCUCGCGGUUCGCAUCCGACAAGCCAGAAUUACGCGCCGCUGCAGCCAAAACACUCGCGUUGCUUCAAAUUGCCUGCUCGGGGACCCUGUUCCUGUACCAAGGCCAAGAAAUCGGCAUGACCAACAUUCCCAAAUCCUGGGCCAUUGAAGAGUACAAGGACUUCUCAACCCAGCAAUAUUGGCAGUCGGAGGCACAAUCUAGUGACGACCCCGAGGUUCGGCGCAAGGCAAUGGCCAACAUACAGGCCGCUGCGCGUGACAACAGCCGCACCCCCAUGCAGUGGAGCAGCCAGAGGCACGCUGGAUUCACGGACUGUAAGGGAGGCCCGUGGAUGCGAAUAAACGAGAACUAUGUCGAUAUCAACGUUGAAGACCAGACUAAAGAUGAGGAGAGCGUCUUAUCUUUCUGGAAGAAGGCGUUGGCUUGUCGCAAGGCAUAUAUUGACGUCCUGGGGCACGGGUCUUUCUGUCCUAUUGAUGGUGGCGACGAAGCUAUCUUCUGCUUCAAGAAGAUACACAAAGGGGCCGCUGCUCUUGUAAUACUGAAUAUGUCCGACCGGGAGCAGGAACUCAGGCCUAGCGUGCAGCUUACCGGAAUGCCACUGGUUCUAGCCACAAACUCGAGCACUCGAGAUAGUACUCUUGGUCCUUUUGAGGGUAGACUAUAUAUCGGGGACGAGUGUACAAAGCCAUGA